This is a messenger RNA of Thermothielavioides terrestris NRRL 8126, 1092 nucleotides long. RefSeq lists its product as uncharacterized. The transcript is spliced from 2 exons. Gene Ontology annotation, molecular function: oxidoreductase activity; copper ion binding. The annotation marks the transcript as partial. NCBI's taxonomy places the organism in Eukaryota, Fungi, Ascomycota, Sordariomycetes, Sordariales, Chaetomiaceae. The record is from RefSeq and is a predicted model, not a curated record.
CCGUGGUCCGACAACAGCCUGAUCAACGGCAAGAACAACUACAACUGCUCCAUGGCGCCGGCCAACUCGACGUGCCACGAGCAGGCCUGCCUCGCCCACUUCCGCUUCCGCCCCGGCAAGAAGCACCGGCUGCGGCUCAUGAACACGGGGGCGGCCGCGCUGGUGCACUUCAGCAUCGACGGGCACAAGAUGGAGGUCAUCGCCAACGACUUCGAGCCGCUGGUGCCGUACGCAGCCGACUUCGUCACGCUCGGCGUCGGCCAGCGCACCGACGUGCUCGUGACGGCCGACGCCGACCCGCGGGCGACGUAUUGGAUGCGGUCGACCAUCUCGCUCAACUGCUCCGUUGCGCACACCACCGUGGGCCGCGCCAUCGUCUCGUACGAAGGGAGCCGCACCAUCAGCGCGGCGGCGGCCGCGGCCGACGCCAAGUCGUUCCUCUGCCGGAACGACGACCUCGCCAGGACGGUGCCCUUCUUCCCGCAGCCGGCCGACCCGCACCCGGACACGGUGGAGACCUACACGAUCGACCUGCUGACCAACGCGACGGGUAACCACGUGUGGACCAUCAACAACCGCACGCAGUACACCGACUACAACAACCCGGUCCUGCUGCAGGCCUACGCGCAGAACUUCACCUUCCCGACCCCCCCGCCGCCGGGCACCACGGCGGGCGACCCCAACGUGUACAACUUCGGGCGCAACCGGACGGUGCGCGUCGUGCUCAACACGGUCUACCAGAGCGCCCACCCGAUGCACCUGCACGGCCACGCCUUCCAGGUGCUGGCCGAGGGCCCCGGGCCCUGGGACGGCCGCACCGUGGUCAACCCGGCCAACCCGCUGCGGCGCGACAGGCACAUGCAGCGCCGCUUCGGGCAUCUGGUCCUGCAGUUCGCCGCCGACAACCCGGGCGUCUGGUCGCUGCACUGCCACAUCGCGUGGCACGCCAGCAUGGGGUUCACGAUUGUGCUUCUGGAGCAGCCGGCGGAGCUGGCCAGGACGCAGGUGCCGUUUGUCAUGCGGGAGACGUGCGAGGGGUGGGAUCGCUGGUCGAAGACGCAUGUCGUCGACCAGAUUGAUGCGGGGAUAUGA